AUGGCGACCACCACUAGGGGGAUCGUUGUCAUAUCUGGCGGCAGUGCGGCGAACAAUCUGGUCGACGUAUUCAACGCCGUUCGUGAAGACAAGCACUGCUCUCUUAGCUACAUCAUUCCAAUCAGUGACAAUGGAGGAUCUUCGUCGGAGCUGAUUCGAAUAUUCGGCGGUCCUGGAAUCGGCGACGUUCGAAGUAGAUUGGUACGAUUGAUUCCAGAUUCACCUGCAAAUCCUGAGAGAUCAGCAAUCAAGGCAUUAUUCAAUCAUCGGCUCCCUGCCGAAGCAGGUGUUGCAACCAACGAAUGGCAGUCCAUCGUUGACGGCACAUCGGGGCUCUGGACAGCCAUCACCCCUGCAAAAAAAGAGCUGAUACGCUCGUUCUUCAAUGUAUUAAACCUGGAGAUUCUCAAACGCGCACGACCCCCAUCAUCGACCUUCGAUUUCACCGCCGCAAGCGUGGGGAAUCUGUUCUUAACGGCCGCCCGGCUGUUCAGUGGAAGUUUCGAAAGUGCUAUCUACCUACUCGGAAGCAUCUGUGGCGUACCCUCAGAUCUUGUGCGCGUGAUCCCAGCGAUCAACUCCAAUUUCUCACACCAUAUAUCUGCAUCACUCGCGGAUGGCACUGUGAUUGUCGGCCAGAACAGUAUUUCUCAUCCGAGUGAGGCGACAGCGCUGCAACACGCCCCUGGCUCCCGGAGACCGAGUCUGCUCCUCGCCGAUGGAGAUGAUGUUGAUUACACGGAUUCCGAAUUAUCGGACCUGGCGACAUACGAAGAGGACCAUCUUCCCGGUUCCCUGGCCACUCUUCGCAACAAGAAUAUCAAGUUCAGUAAAACCGAGAACGAGGACUUGACUUCUAGAAUCACUCGAAUCUGGUACAUCAACCCCUACGGGCAGGAGAUCCGACCACCAGCCAACCCCCGAGUUUUGGAAGCAAUAAACGAUUCCCAGGCUAUCAUCUACAGCAUUGGAUCUCUUUAUACAUCAAUCAUCCCGGCAAUAGUCCUCCGAGGCGUGGGAAAAAGCAUCGUGUCCAGUCCGGCGCGGCACAAAAUCCUCAUCUUGAAUGGAUCACUGGAUCGGGAGACCGGUCCUCCGUCCGCACCGUUCGUCGCCUCGGAUUUCGUCGAGGCAAUCGUCAGCGCUGGGGAAGAAAGCCGGGGACGGGGGCCGAUUGGCCAUUCCCAGCACCCAAGUCAGGACCCUGUGACCGCUUCAUCGCAAGGGACUGUUCGCAAUUACAGGGCUCUACCGUACACCAACUAUGUUACUCAUAUUCUCCACUUGGAGGGCCCGGGGACGCCACAUGUGGACCGUGAGCAGUUGACGCAUAUGGGUAUUGAAACGCUUCGUCUCUAUGGAAGAAAGAUCGUAGCGAAGGAUGGCGACAAGGAGACCGUCGUGGGGAUGCAAUAUGAUCCUAAUGCACUUGUACAGGCUAUUGAGGUGGUGCUGGGUAAGAAGGGCGAUGCAAUGGUUCGGGGAGGAUUGGCAAAUGGCCUCGGCCGACGUAAUACCCUAGACCCUGCUAGAAGGGACCGAUAG
Molecule: messenger RNA, 1545 nt
Organism: Penicillium paradoxum
Lineage: Eukaryota; Fungi; Ascomycota; Eurotiomycetes; Eurotiales; Aspergillaceae
Product: LPPG:FO 2-phospho-L-lactate transferase CofD/UPF0052
Exons: 2
Coding region: 1-1545 (514 amino acids)
Molecular function (GO): LPPG:FO 2-phospho-L-lactate transferase activity
Source: RefSeq, a predicted model, not a curated record